Messenger RNA from Perognathus longimembris pacificus (Pacific pocket mouse), 569 nucleotides. It is a transcript of the gene Gngt2, whose product is annotated as G protein subunit gamma transducin 2. The transcript has 4 exons. Gene Ontology annotation, molecular function: G-protein beta-subunit binding. Gene Ontology annotation, biological process: G protein-coupled receptor signaling pathway. Gene Ontology annotation, cellular component: heterotrimeric G-protein complex. The coding region runs from base 251 to 460 and encodes 69 amino acids. The record is from RefSeq and is a predicted model, not a curated record. NCBI's taxonomy places the organism in Eukaryota, Metazoa, Chordata, Mammalia, Rodentia, Heteromyidae.
GGGCAGGCAUGCUCAUUCCCAGACAGGAGGAAGUCAGUCCCUGCUCCGGGGGCCUGUGACUCUGUCCUCUGCCUAGAGGAAGGGGGAAGCCAGUGGCCUGUUUGGGGGCCCAGCCCCCAAUCCCACCCAGCAGAGGAAGCCAAGAUUUCUAGCUGACAAGGAGCUAGGAGGCUCACACACCAUCUUGCCUGGGGCCUGGGCAAGCGAGUUGGACUGCGUGCUCUUCCUUGGCAGGUGUCUCCAGGGCAGAAUGGCCCAGGAUCUCAGCGAGAAAGAGCUACUAAAGAUGGAGGUGGAGCAACUGAAGAAGGAGGUGAAGAGCCCCCGAGCUCCGAUUUCCAAGACAGGAAAGGAAAUCAAGGAUUAUGUGGAGGCCCAAGCAGGGAAUGACCCCCUUCUCAAAGGCGUCUCUGAGGACAAGAAUCCCUUCAAGGAGAAAGGCACCUGUGGGAUUAGCUGAUGGCCCAGAGCCCCUCACCCUGACUACCUGUCCCUCGUCAGCCAGGAUUAAAUGUCCGGGGACACACAGGACCUCCUCUUAUUGCAAUGAGUAAAGAUGCCGAAUGAAA